UUAGUCGAUCAGCUGUUUGCGCUGUUUGUUGUGUUUCUAACCUAAAAAAAUAGUUUUCAAAAGUUAUUAUUUUGGUGGAAAUUAUUACAUUGAUUAACAUGAGAUAUCUUUCACAAAUAUUUCAACCUAUAAUAACCAUACCAAAGAAUGCUAAAAUUAAAAACACCGAAAUCACAUGUAAAAGUCAAAAGCUCCUUUUAGAAUGUGGUCUAGUCCGUCCAACUGGUACCGGCUUCUUCUCAAUCCUCCCGCUUGCUAGAAGAUCCAUAGACAAACUAGAGGUGCUGAUCAGAAAAGGCAUAGAGUCUGUGGGAGCCCAGAAUAUAACGUUGCCCACACUAACACCGUCUAGUUUGUGGGAGAAGACGGGACGGUUGGGCAGCGAAGCGGAGUUGUUGACAGUGGAAGAUAGACAUGAAAAACAGUAUUUGUUAGCGCCUACAUAUGAGGAGGCCGUAGCUGAUCUGCUGUCGGACGUAGGCCCCAUUUCUUACAAGCAACUACCUCUAUUAUUAUACCAGAUAAGCAACAAAUUUAGGGACGAACAUCGCCCGAAACACGGGUUGUUGCGUGCGCGGGAGUUCGCCAUGAUGGACGCGUACGGCGCUCACGCUACGCUCGCUUGCGCCGAGCGAGCGUACGAGCGUAUAUCUGAAGCGUAUAGGAGAAUAUUUGAAGAGUUACAGUUGCAAGUUUUUAGAGUAUCAGCGCCAUCUGGCGUCAUGGGCGGGUCAGUAUCUCACGAGUGGCAGCUACCAGCCGCGCCCGGGGAAGACAGGCUGUGUGUUUGUCUGUCGUGUCAUCACGCCUCAACUAGCGAAGGGCGGUGUGUUGUGUGCGGGGGCGAGACAGAGAGUCUGGGUAGUAUUGAGGUGGGUCACACAUUCAUACUUGGUACCAAAUACAGCGACCCAUUGAAGGCUCACUUCAUCCCGCCCAGCGGCCCGGCAGAGCCUCUUGUCAUGUCGUGCUACGGCAUAGGAAUUACCAGACUAUUAGCUGCUAGUCUAGAAGCCCUAUCUAGUGACAAGAGUUUAAGAUGGCCGCGGCACAUAGCACCUUACAGCGUCCUAGUCAUUGGUCCUAAGGAGGGCUCCAAAGAGUGGUCCGCCCACGGCGUGGACUCCAUCGACCGUUUAUAUCGAAGACUGAGUGAAGUCCCCGGGUUGACCAAUGACAUUCUAGUUGAUGACCGACACACGCUUACCAUAGGAAAGAGACUGCUAAUGGGUGACAAAAUGGGCUUCCCAUACAUAAUUGUAUGCGGCCGGUCCACCCUUGAUAACCCGCCUAAAUACGAAGUGUACAAGAGUGUGCCGCACCAGCAGUCCGCCCCCGUGCUUCUUAAUUUGGAAGAGUUAUUAAUAAUGUUGACAGACAAGGUGGAGUGUGAUAACCUAAAAAUUUUGGAAAAUAAAAAUUGA
This is a messenger RNA of Amyelois transitella, 1424 nucleotides long. RefSeq names its product probable proline--tRNA ligase, mitochondrial (gene ProRS-m). The coding region runs from base 99 to 1424 and encodes 441 amino acids. Gene Ontology annotation, molecular function: proline-tRNA ligase activity; ATP binding. Gene Ontology annotation, biological process: prolyl-tRNA aminoacylation. NCBI's taxonomy places the organism in Eukaryota, Metazoa, Arthropoda, Insecta, Lepidoptera, Pyralidae. The record is from RefSeq and is a predicted model, not a curated record. Gene Ontology annotation, cellular component: mitochondrion; cytoplasm. The transcript is spliced from 9 exons.